Messenger RNA from Miniopterus natalensis, 1001 nucleotides. The record is from RefSeq and is a predicted model, not a curated record. NCBI's taxonomy places the organism in Eukaryota, Metazoa, Chordata, Mammalia, Chiroptera, Miniopteridae.
AAAUGUUAAGCUCUUAAUUUAAUUAUUGUGAUAUUAUAUUUUCUUAUAGUAUCAGAAGUCUGAAGCUAUCAUGGAACAAUUGAAGUCUUUUCAAAUAAUUGCUCGUCUAAAGCGUCUACAGGAGGAAAUUUAUGAGUUGAAAACUUGGUCCAACAGGAUAACUGAAAAACAGGAUGUAUUGAACAACAAUCUGACAACUCUUUCGCAAGAUGUUACAAAAGUAGACCAAAGUACAACUUCCACUGCAAAAGAUGUUGGUCUCAAGAUUGCAAGUAUAAAAACAGAUAUACGACGUAUCUCUGGUUUAGUAACUGAUACAACAUCAUUGACAGAUUCUGUGCAAGAACUGGAAAAUAAAGUAGAAAAGGCAGAAAAAAAUACAGUAAAAAACAUAGGUGAUCUUCUUUCAAGCAGCAUUGACCGAACAGCAACGCUCCGAAAGACAGCAUCUGAAAAUGCACAGAGAAUUAACUCUGUUAAGAAGAUGCUUUCGGAGCUCAAGAGUGAUUUCAGCAAGCACACAGAUAGGUUGUUAAGCUUAGAAAGUGACAGAGCUAAAGUUCUGAAGACAGUGACUUUUGCAAAUGAUCUAAAGCCAAAGGUGUAUAAUCUAAAGAAGGACUUUUCCCAUUUGGAACCAUUGAUAAAUGAUUUAACGCUACGCAUUGGGAGAUUGGUUACUGACUUACUACAAAGAGAGAAAGAAAUUGCUUUCUUAAAUGAAAAAAUAUCUAAUUUAACAAUAGUCCAAGCUGAGAUUAAGGAUAUAAAAGAUGAAAUAACACACAUUUCAGGCACUGAUUAGUUUGAAAUUAUUUAGAUUAGGUGGAAGCAACUUGUUUUUUAAAUGGGACCUCUGUCAUGUUAUGAAAAGACUGACAAGUUAGAAAUAAUGAAAUUCCGGAGUAAAUACCAUUUUGUACAUGAUUCUAUUUUGUACAGUAAAAAUGAAAUUUUUAAAAGGGUUGUGCACUUGAUUUUUCAAAUUAAGUAUGCUAAAA